AUGGAGGAAAAUCAGCACAUCUCCCAUGGAAAGAAGAAGACAUGGAAGAGAAUAAUUCAUAUUCCUCCACACAACCAGCCCACAACCGUAAUAUUAUUAUUAUUAUUAUUAUUAUUAUUAUUAUUUGUGGCGGCCGCCCCCCCAGCUUCCUCCUCCUCCUCUUGGGACGGUAUCAUCGUAACGCAGGCCGAUUUCCAAGCCCUCCAAGCCUUGAAGCGUGACCUAAUCGACCCCAAAGGCUUCCUCAGAAGCUGGAACGAUUCUGGCUUCGGAGCUUGCUCCGGCGGGUGGGCCGGAAUCAAAUGCGCCCAGGGCCAGGUUAUUGUCAUCCAGCUCCCCUGGAGGGGUCUCUCCGGCACCUUGACCCAAAGGAUCGGCCAGUUUCAAGCUCUGCGUAAGCUCAGCCUCCAUGACAAUCAAAUUGGCGGUGUAAUUCCCAUCUCUCUAGGUUUUAUCCCCACCCUCAGAGGAUUACAGUUGUUUAAUAACAUGUUUUCUGGUUCAAUCCCUUCUUCCCUCGCCCUUCCUCCCCUUGUGCAAACUAUUGAUCUCGCCAACAAUUCCUUGUCUGGGGUUAUACCACCUACCCUGCUUAACUCAACUAGGCUUUUCAGCCUUAAUUUGAGCUUUAACUCCUUGUCCGGCUCAAUCCCAAUUACCUUUGCUCAGUCCCCAUCUUUGCUCUACCUUGCUCUUCAGAACAACUCUCUUUCCGGUUAUAUCCCGCCUUCUUGGCCUCCUCAGCUGCAGUAUCUUAACCUCCGGAAUAAUCAACUUACUGGUUCUCUUCCUACUAACAUUGCCAAUCUCUCAAGACUUACUGCGCUUGAUUUGUCUAGUAAUUUCUUGAAUGGGACCCUGCCCGAUAGCUUUUCCAAUUUAAAAAAUCUCUCACUUCUUGAUUUGAGCAGUAAUCGACUUGCAGGUCCAAUCCCGGUCUCCAUUGGCAUUAUCUCCUCGCUUAGGGAGCUCUAUUUGUCUCACAACAAUCUGAGUGGUGAGAUUCCAAAUUCUCUAGGGGACUUGCCAAAUCUUCAUUCUUUUAAUGUCUCGUACAACAAUCUAUCCGGCCCCGUUCCUACAAAUCUCUCCUCGGAAUUCGACCCAAGUGCAUUUGAGGGCAAUCUCGGGCUCUGUGGGUACAGCCCCUCGACCCCAUGUCCCGUGUCACCCUCCCAAACACCUGCGCCCCCCAGAAAACGACACCGAAAGCUAAGCACCAAGGACAUCAUCCUAAUUGUGGCAGGGGCCCUCCUCGUAAUUUUGCUUGUCAUCUGCUGUGUCCUGCUGUGCUGUCUGCUGAGGAGAAGGAAGACGAGUAUGGAUGGCAAAAAUGGGAAAACGGGUGAGGCCAGGGGCGAAAAGGGCAUUCCCCCCACAGCGGCCGAGGUGGAGGCGGGGGGCGAGACGGGCGGGAAGCUUGUUCACUUUGAUGGGCCAUUGGUUUUCAGUGCGGACGAUCUGUUGUGUGCGACGGCCGAGAUAAUGGGGAAAAGUACUUACGGGACAGUGUAUAAGGCGACGAUGGAAGACGGGAUUCAAGUUGCAGUUAAGAGGUUGAGGGAAAAGAUGAGUAAAGGGCAAAGAGAGUUUGAGAGUGAGGUUAAUGCGCUUGGGAAGAUUAGACAUCCUAAUCUUGUUGCGCUUAGAGCUUAUUAUCUGGGUCCCAAGGGGGAGAAACUGCUUGUUUUUGACUACAUGCCUAAAGGGAGUCUUGCUACUUUCCUUCAUGCACGUGGUCCGGACACAGCAAUCUCGUGGGAUAUGAGGAUGAAGAUUGGGAAGGGCACGACAAGAGGGCUAGUGUACCUCCACAACAAUAUCAACAUCAUCCACGGGAACCUGACAUCAUCCAACAUCCUGAUAGACGAGGACGGGAACCCCAAAAUCGCAGACUACGGCCUUUCGCGCCUCAUGACAGCAGCUGCAAACGCCAACGUGAUUGCCACCGCUGGGGCCCUCGGCUACCGUGCUCCCGAGCUGUCGAAGCUGAAGAAGGCCACCACCAAGACGGACAUCUACAGUCUGGGUGUCAUCCUACUGGAGCUCCUUACGGGGAAAUCCCCCAGUGAAGGUGGUGAAGGUGAAGGAAGAGUGGACUUGCCACAGUGGGUGGCGUCCAUCGUGAAGGAGGAGUGGACAAACGAGGUGUUUGAUGUAGAGCUCAUGAGGGAUGCCUCUGUUAUUGGCGACGAGCUGCUCAACACAUUGAAGCUCGCCUUGCACUGUGUCGACCCCUCCCCCUCUGCACGCCCGGAGGCCCAUCAGGUGUUGCAGCAGCUGGAGGAGAUUAGAGGAGGAGCAACCACAACUAGCUCCGGAGAUGAUAAUGAUGCAGCAGUAAUGUAG
Molecule: messenger RNA, 2349 nt
Organism: Striga hermonthica
Lineage: Eukaryota; Viridiplantae; Streptophyta; Magnoliopsida; Lamiales; Orobanchaceae
Source: the annotation of a GenBank genome assembly